AUGAAAAGUCAAUAAUUCUCGAGCACCUAAGAUUUAAGAGCAACGUUUACAACACUUAAAAGAUAGACAUUUUUUUAUGUAGGGGAGGGUAAUAACGGAGAAUUAGUUAGAUAAAUUCUAUCUAAGAGACCAAAUUUUUAAGAAUAGAGAACUCCUUUCAAGUAAGAGAUACAUAUAUUAGUGCUCAUUUAAUCUGGAAACAAAGCAAUAAAUAUUUUAAUUAUUUUUAAUUGGGACAACUAAAGAGUAAAAAAGUGACCAUUAAUCAUUUAGAACAUCACUAUGUCAUAACAAACAAGAAUAAUUUAUUUCACUCUCUCGAAAAUUAUUGCAAUGUAAGUUAGCAUAUGAUUCAGUAUAGAAAACUAAGAUGAAUAUGGAUGAUCUAGUUCCAAAGACAUUUAUUAUAAAUUUGGAUUCAGCACAUGUUUAAACUGACUUGAUUAAAUUUUUGGAAUAUUUUACUUAGUGUAGUAAAUAAUCUUUAAAUAUAUGGCUUAUGAAACCACCAGAUUUAAAUAGAGGGAAUGGAAUAAAAUUAUUUAAUGAUUUAGAUUAAUUUGUUGAGUUGAUGGAGAAUCUCAAUAAAAAAGCACAGACUUCAGUUAAAUAAUAAAAAUCAAUUACAUUAACAUUGGAUAAUAAAAGGAAGAUCAAAUUAUCAAUUGAUGAUUAAGAUAAAUAAAUAGUACUUUAAAAAUAUCUCGAAACUCCUUUAUUAUAUAAUUAGCGUAAAUUUGAUAUAAGAGUAUGGGUGUUAAUAGAUCAUAAAUUAAAUUAUUAUUUCUUUCGUGAAGGUUAUUUUAGAUUGGCAACAGAAAGAUUUGAUAUUAAUAAUAUUCGUAAUCUCUAUAUACAUUUGACAAAUAAUGCAAUUUAAAAACAUCAUCCAUAUUAUGGCAAAUAUGAAAUAGGUAAUUAAAUUAGUUUUAAUGAUAUGUAACGCUAUUUGAAAUUUUAAAAACCAUAAUUGAAUACAAUAAUAUAAGAAAUGAAAAGAAUAGUUAAAUUAACUAUAGAAUCUGGUUAUCAUAAAUUAAAUGAAUGCAGAAAGAAUUUUUAAUUUGAAAUUUUAGGUUAUGAUUUUAUGAUAGAUAAAAAUGGACAUGUAUGGUUAAUUGAAGUUAAUACAAAUCCAUGUAUUGAAGAGAGUAGUCCAUUACUAAAAUAAUUGAUACCAAGAAUGCUUAGUAAAUAAAUAAUAUAAAAUAGAUGAUGCAUUUAAAUUAACAAUAGACUAAAUUUAUGAAACUGAAUAAUAAACAUAGACAUACCCAGUAAAUGGAUACAAAUGUGAUGAAAAUUUAUGGGAUAAAUUAGGAAUAAUCUAAUGA
Molecule: messenger RNA, 1334 nt
Organism: Paramecium pentaurelia
Lineage: Eukaryota; Ciliophora; Oligohymenophorea; Peniculida; Parameciidae
Source: the annotation of a GenBank genome assembly